Molecule: messenger RNA, 2612 nt
Organism: Zonotrichia leucophrys gambelii
Lineage: Eukaryota; Metazoa; Chordata; Aves; Passeriformes; Passerellidae
Gene: HGFAC
Product: HGF activator
Exons: 14
Coding region: 103-2058 (651 amino acids)
Biological process (GO): blood coagulation; zymogen activation
Cellular component (GO): extracellular region; rough endoplasmic reticulum
Molecular function (GO): serine-type endopeptidase activity
Source: RefSeq, a predicted model, not a curated record
ACAGUCCCUUGUGAAAGCUUGUUCCUGAUUCACCCUCCUGCUUCAGCCCAGCCCUGGAAGUUUUCCUCUGCCAGGCAAAACCUUCAUGAGAGGAGAGCAAGGAUGAGAGUCUGUGCUCCUCUCACUGUUGUCUUGGCUCUGAGUCUGAGCAGUGACUGUACAGGGAUGCACUACAGAUCUGGGGCAGAAAGAGGCUCAAGGCAUGGGUUCCCUCGCUCACAAGUGUUUACAGAGGAUGGACAUUUAUGCAAAUUUCCUUUCCGGUUUGGUGGAAGGCUUUAUCACACGUGUUUAUCAAAUUUAUUUUCCAGAAAGAAAUGGUGUUCAACAACACAUAACUUUGACCGGGACAGGAGAUGGGGACACUGUGAUUUGCUUCCUGGAGACCACCUGCCCAGGGACCACCUGCUCAGGGACCACCUGCUCAGGGACCACCUGCCCAGGGACCAUCUGCCCAGGGGCCACCUGCUCAGGGACCACCUGCCCAGGGACCACCUGCUCAGGGACCAUCUGCCCUGGGGCCACCUGCCCAGAGAGCAUCUGCCCAGGGGCCGUCCCAGAGAGCACUCGCCCAGAGAGCACUCAGUGGCCUCUCCAGAUCACUGCGCAGACAACCCCUGCCAAAAUGGAGGGACCUGUUCUCUCACUCACAGCCACAGGAUGUACCACUGUACCUGUCCUGAGGAAUUCACAGGCGAGGACUGUCAGCUGAAGAAAUGUUUUGACAACAGCCUCUAUGAAUUCUUUGAUGUGGAAGUGAGCUGGUCAAGAGUCCAAGGAGGAGCAGUGGAGCAGUGCACGUGUGUGCAUGGCCAGAUGCAGUGUGAGCGCGUGGAACACGAGAGUUGUGUUCAUAAUCCUUGCAUGAAUGGUGGAGAGUGCAAGAUGGUUGUCUCUACUGGGAACAUAGUAUGUGAUUGCAAAGAAAAUUAUGCAGGAAAGUAUUGCAAUAUUGUCCCGAGCCAACGGUGCUACGUCGGCAAUGGCACGGAUUACAGAGGGACAGCCAACACAACCAUCUCUGGACACAGCUGCUUGCCUUGGAAUUCUGACCUGCUUUACCAAGAGCUUCAUGUUGACAGCAUUAGGAAAGCAGUGGAGCUUGGCGUGGGACCCUUCCCUUACUGCCGAAAUCCAGAUGAUGAUGAUAAGCCCUGGUGUUACAUCAUGAAGGACAGCAGUUUGUCUUGGGAGUAUUGUGACAUUCCAAGUUGUGCAAGCAGGGAAAGGAGGCCACUAGUUCCAGCCACAGUAGAUAGUUCUGCAAUCACCAAAAGACCAUGUGGAAGAAGACAUAAAAAAAGAAGUUUUGUGAGACCUAGGAUUAUUGGGGGAUCUUCAUCUCUGCCUGGAUCUCACCCCUGGACAGCAGCUAUAUAUAUUGGAGAGAGUUUCUGUGGUGGCAGCCUGGUUCAGACCUGCUGGGUUGUGUCUGCAGCACACUGCUUUGCUCACAGUCCACUAAAAUCCACCAUUCGAGUAGUUCUGGGUCAACAAAUAUUUAAUAAAACAACUGAUGUAACACAGACAUUUGAGAUAGAGAAAUACAUCUUGCAUCCUCAGUAUUCCGUGUUCAACCCUACUGACCAUGAUAUUGCUUUGAUUAAGCUGAAGAAGAACGGCCAACGUUGUGCUGUCAAGUCCCAGUUUGUUCAGCCCAUCUGCCUGCCAGAAAGUAACACUGUUUUCCCUGACCAGUUGAAAUGUCAGAUUUCUGGAUGGGGACACAAGCAUGAGAAUAUAUCUGGUUAUUCAGAUGUCCUGCAAGAAACACUGGUUCCACUUAUUUCGGAGGAGAAGUGCAGAAGUCCUGAAAUUUAUGGAACAGAACUCACAGAAAAUAUGUUCUGUGCUGGCUACUUUGAUAGCAAAUCUGAUGCUUGUCAGGGAGAUUCUGGUGGACCUCUGGCUUGUGAGGAAAAUGACAUCUCUUACCUCUAUGGAAUUAUCAGCUGGGGAGAUGGCUGCGGCAGAGUCAACAAACCUGGAGUAUACACAAGAGUGACAAACUAUGUCAAGUGGAUUAAUGAGAAAAUAGGCCCCCGAAAAACUAGCUGAAUGGUUAAAUAUACUAACUUUGAAGCAGGGUUCUGGAGUCUUCUGGUUUUAUUAAAAUGGCAUAUAUAAUUUAUUAUAAGCUGGUAUGAAAACUCUCGUGGUAAUUCUUAGCAGUUCCAAGCCAGGCCACCAAAAGCAGCCCUGCUCCAUCUGAUGUCAGCUGCCUUGAUCUAUCAUUCAAGAACUGUGGAUUGCUCAAUGCACAUGACUGCCUUUAUUUGUCUUAAAAAAAUCUCAAACAUAUUGACACGGCGCACAAAAAUCUGCAACCCUCUGUCAGCUUGGUGGAUUACCUAAAAAGGGAUUUGAUGUGUUCUGUAGUUUCUGGUGGAGCUGUCAUCCCCCAAACCAACCUGCAACAAUAUUGUCCUUGUAUUCUCAGUUGAAAUGAAAAAAUAAAUACGAGAAUCAAAAAUGAAAUUCCCUCUCCCUGAGAAAUGAUCGCUUGAAGCUCAGGGCAAGAGACAGCAAGAGAACAAUAGGUAGGUAAAGCUGCUCCUCAGCUAACUGCAACAACAAGUCUGGGGAAAGAAACCAGAGGGUUUAGGUUUUAU